AUGACUGUACAGUUAAGGGCCUCCUAUCUUUUCCCCCUUUUCUUAGCUGUGCGGGCAAAUUCUAAGCUGGAGAAGAUUUACCCACACUCCACCCAGGAACUGAGUGCACUUCAGGAGGAGCUGAAGCCCUUUGACCUAGUUGUGUUGGGCUUUCCCUGCAACCAAUUUGGAAAGCAAGAACCAGGAGAGAACUCAGAGACCCUUCGGUGACUGAAGUAUGUCCGUCCAGGAGGAGGAUAUGUACCUAAUUUCCAGCUUUUUGAGAAAGGGGAUGUGAAUGGCGAAAAAGAGCAGAAAGUCUUCACCUUCUUGAAGCAAUCCUGUCCUCACCCUUCUGAACUUAUGGGCUCAAUCAGACAUAUAUCCUGGGAACCCAUCAUGGCCCAUGACAUCCACUGGAAUUUUGAAAAGUUCCUGGUGGGACCUGAUGGAGUCCCUGUCAUGCGCUGUUUCCAUCAGGUUCCAAUCAGUACAGUCAAGUCAGAUAUUCUGGCAUACCUGAGACAGCUCAAAACCAAAUAG
Molecule: messenger RNA, 522 nt
Organism: Kogia breviceps (pygmy sperm whale)
Lineage: Eukaryota; Metazoa; Chordata; Mammalia; Artiodactyla; Physeteridae
Product: epididymal secretory glutathione peroxidase-like
Biological process (GO): response to oxidative stress
Molecular function (GO): glutathione peroxidase activity
Source: RefSeq, a predicted model, not a curated record